Leptosomus discolor (cuckoo roller) is the source of this 3501-nucleotide messenger RNA. The record is from RefSeq and is a predicted model, not a curated record. Lineage: Eukaryota; Metazoa; Chordata; Aves; Leptosomiformes; Leptosomidae.
AUGAGUUUCUCCAGGUUCCUAGUUUUCCUUUCCCUCAUGCAUGGUUCAUUGCAGUUACUGGACGGCACAGAAAGAUUUUGGACAGAAGAUGUUUCAACUGGCAUUCACUAUCAAAUAAACUCAGAAUCAGCUCUAACAUGGCACCAAGCAAGGAAAAGCUGUCAGCAGCAAAAUGCAGAACUACUAAGCAUCACAGAGAUUCAUGAGCAAGCAUAUAUUGGAGAGCUAACUAAAAAAAUCAGUUUUGCAUUCUGGAUUGGAUUGAACAGUUUGAAUUUUGACAGUGGAUGGCAAUGGGCUGGUGGCAGCCCUUUCAGAUAUUUAAACUAGGCUCCAGGAAGUCCUUUCCUGCUCCCUGGGAAAAUCUGUGGAGUGCUGAAUCCCACAAAGAAUGCUAAAUGGGAAAACAAAGCAUGUAACCAGAAACUUGGCUACAUUUGUAAAAAGAGAAACUUCAGUUCAAAGUCUGACAUUAUACCCAAAUAGGAAUUGAGACCUAUUAAGUGCACAGAUGGUUGGUGGCCAUAUGCAGGCCACUGCUACAGCAUUCAGCGGGAACCCAAAAUACGGAAAGAUGCUCUGACUUCAUGUAAGAAGCAAGAUGGAGUUUUGGCAAGUGUCCACAACAUUGCUGAAUACAGCUUUCUAGUGUCACAGCUUGGUUACAAGCCAACAGAAGAGCUAUGGUUGGGUCUGCAUGACCUGAAGACUCACUUCUGUUUUGAGUGGAGUGAUGGGACUCCUGUGACAUUCACCAAAUGGCAGCGCAGGCAUCCCACCUACACAAACGGUCUGGAGGACUGCGUUGUUAUGAAGGGGCAGGAUGGAUACUGGGCAACUGAUGUUUGUGAUAAGCAACUUGGCUACAUCUGUAAAAAGAAGCCUUCAUCAAAAACCUCUGUCAAAGAGACAAUCAAGGAUCCAGGCUGCCAGAAAAGUUGGAAAAGAUAUGGGUUUCACUGCUACUUGGUGGGUUCUGCACUUUUGACAUUCUCAGAAGCAAGUAAGAGCUGUGAACAGAGCAAAGCUUAUCUAGCCACAGUGGAAAGCAGAAAUGAGCAAGCCUUUCUAAUUAGUCUGACGGGGCUGAGGUCUAGAAAGUAUUUCUGGAUCUGUUUCUCCAACGCAGAAGAACGAAGGAGUUUCAGGUGGACCAGUGAUGAAACCCCUCUCUUCGCACACUGGUACACAGCAAUGCCAGGAAAAGAGCAAGGCUGUGUUGCCAUGGGAACCAGAAUUGCAGCUGGAUUAUGGGAUGUUGUUAGCUGUGAGAAGACAGCAAAUUACCUUUGCAAAGAGCAGGGUGCGGGAGUGCUGCCUCAUGCUCCUUCAGCGUGGGUUCCUGCAGCUGUCAAAGACUCGUGCUUCAAAUUUUUUAUCAGAGAGGGAAACCAAAAGAAGUCUUGGUUUGAGGCUGAAGAAUUCUGUAGAGAAAUAGGAGGAAAUCUGGUCACAAUUAAUACAAGAGAAGGUCAAAUUUUAUUAUGGCAGUUAGCAUCGGAUAAAGGACUGAACACUCAGGCUUUCUGGAUCAGUUUGUUUCUCUUAAAUCCUGACGAAGGAUUUGCCUGGAUUGAUGGUUCCCCUGUAAUUUAUGAAAACUGGGAUGAAGAUGAACCCAACAACCACGAAGAACUUGAACAUUGUGUUAUAUUUAAUAGAUCACCCCAAAUGCGCUGGAAUGACUUGCUCUGUGAAUGUUUACUUAAUUGGAUUUGUGAAACAAAAAAAAGAUAUGAUUACUUCCCCAUAAACGCCAAGCCAUCAGGAGAGGAGGAAUGCAUUGAGACUUUGGAAAAGAUGUGUGGUAUUAACAAAAUACCAACAUUAAGCUUCAGUACUUGUGAACAGUUUACUACUAUCCACUGUCCCCUUGUUUCUUUCAGCUGGCUGGAUAAGACCCCAGUGAACUAUGUUGCCUGGGCUCCAAAUGAACCCAAUUUUGCAAAUAAUGAUGAAAACUGCGUGGUAAUGUCAAAAGAUUUUGGCCUUUGGAAUGAUAUAAGCUGUGCUGCAAAAAAUGGCUUCAUCUGUGAAAGACACAAUGCAACUUACUCAGGAUUUGCUUCUACCAUACUUCCACCUCUGGGAGGAUGCCCUGAAACUUGGCUUUUGUUUAACAAUAAGUGUUAUAAAAUAUUUGGAUCCAAAGAAGAAGAGAGACUGUCUUGGCACUCUGCAACAAGUGUUUGUAUAGAAUUAGGGGGAAAUUUGGCCUCUAUACACAAUGAGCAAGUGCAAGCCUUCUUCACAUUCUGCCUAAAGGAUGUCACCGAUGAAAUGUGGAUUGGACUGAAUGAUAUUAACACUGAGGGUACCUGCCUUUGGACAGACGGAAGCCUCUUUGAUUAUUCAAAGUGGGCAAGACGAUUCCCAUUUAGAGAUAAAUACAUGGAACAUGGCUGGAAGUAUAUUACAAUACAGACUGACUGUAUUGCAAUGACGAAAAGAUCUGUAGAUGAACCAGGGUAUUGUGAAAACACUGACUGCCAGCAUAAGAAAAGCUAUAUUUGCCAGGUGGACAGCAAACCUGAACAGUUUCAUUCCACAACUGCUCCAGAUAGUGAUUUCAUCCAUUAUGGUAACAGCAGCUAUUUAAUCAUUCCUUCUAAAAUGAAUUGGGAAGAAGCAAGAAAAGCCUGCAAGGAGAAAUCUUCAGAGCUUAGUGAUGGCUAUUACAGAUGGACUGAUAAAAGGAAAAUAAAUUUUUCGAACUGGUACUACGGAGAAUCAAAAUAGAAAAUAGCCUGUGUCUAUCUAGAGCUCCAUGGGACCUGGAAAACAGCACCUUGUAAUGAAAAACAUUCUCCUGUCUGCAAAAAAUCUGAGGGUAAAUGUCCUUCCUGUGAUCCUCCACAGGAUAUUGGAAAAUGUCCUGAAUCUGAUCACAUAUUUUGGAUUCCUUUCCGAAGCCACUGCUAUAACUUCAAUAUCAAUGAAAUGAGCUGGACUCAGUCUGUGACUCAGUGCAUUCAAUCAGGUGUUAUGUUGUCUUCUGUAGAAGAUCUGGCUGAAUCAAACUUCUUAGUAGAGCAUGCAGACUUGUACACAAGCAAGACAAGUGGCUUUUGGAUAGGAAUAUACAGAAAUGUAAAUGGGCAGCUGCUUUGGCAAGGCAACAGUGCCUUAGACUUUGUCAACUGGGGUGAAGGACAGCCCUCAGAGGACCAGCUUGAUUACUGCGUGGAGUUGUCUGCAUUCUCUGGCUACUGGAGAAUCCUUCCUUGCUCUUCCCAAAAGGGUUUUAUUUGUAAGAAACCAAAGACUAUUCUUAAAGCGGAUGCAAACACGGACGAUGCCAAAAAGGACAAAGCACAUGGUCACAUGAAUAUGUGGAUACUACUUACUUUGGUCCUCAUCAUUUUAUUGGGGAUGGGCUUUAUGAUUUAUUUCUUAUUCAAGACCAAAAUUCAAAGUGAGACUGAGAGAGAGAGAUUUGUGGCAGCAUCACAGACAGAGCCAAGUGCAGACAUACAGUGUGCACUCUCCGCACAGCACUGA